Messenger RNA from Truncatella angustata, 1617 nucleotides. Its product is annotated as ribosomal protein S2. Gene Ontology annotation, cellular component: ribosome; mitochondrial small ribosomal subunit. Gene Ontology annotation, biological process: translation. Gene Ontology annotation, molecular function: structural constituent of ribosome. The transcript has 3 exons. NCBI's taxonomy places the organism in Eukaryota, Fungi, Ascomycota, Sordariomycetes, Amphisphaeriales, Sporocadaceae. The record is from RefSeq and is a predicted model, not a curated record. Bases 111 to 1382 code for a protein of 423 amino acids.
AGCGGACUUUCCCUGGACCGACCCCCGUCGCGCCUUCCUUAGCUGGACCCGGAAAAGUUCCUGAGCUCCAGUGUGCUGAUCGCAAGACGUGAGGUUAAGGAGUCGCAGUCAUGAUAAUACGAGAGUUUGGUGUCCGCCAGAGCCGAAAGGCGCUGGCAGCAUCUCUGCGCCAAGCCCCAAGAUGCAUCCGACAGCUAUCGACCGAAACAUCAGAAACUCCAGGAGCACUCGCCGACCCUGUGGCUGAGGGCGCCAUUCAGUCGAACCCGGGUAAGCCGGCUAGGUCGGCGCUCUUCAUGAAGACGGCGGUCAAGCCCGUACGGAAACGACAGGUGGCCCCUGAUACGACGAAGGUGGAUUACGAGGCGGCCGUGCAAACGCGCCGCGUCCAGCGAAAGAUUGGUACCAAAGUAGAGCACACCUACUCGCCCUCGGACGUAUUCAGAAACCCUCCUGGUCCCAAAGAUGUCACCCUCGAGCUGCUCAUGGCUGCUCAAGCCCACAUGGGUCACCACACCUCAACCUGGAAUCCCGCCAACGCCCGGUACAUUUACGGCAUCAGGCAAGGAAUCCACAUCAUUUCCCUGGAAGAGACUGCUGCCCAUCUCCGUCGAGCAGCUCGUGUCGUUGAGGAGGUUGCAUACAGAGGCGGUCUUAUCCUCUUCGUAGGGACGAGACCAGGCCACACGCAGAUCGUCACCCAAGCGGCCAAGUUGUCGCGAGGCUGCCACCUGUUCAGCAAAUGGACGCCAGGUACCAUUACCAACAGCGACAAGAUUCUACCGGGAGUGCCAAUAAAGAUUGUGAACCAGCAUGAUCAAGAGCUGGAAGGUUUCAACCAGCAUCUCAUCUCACGCCGCGCGCUGGUACCCGAUCUUGUGGUCUGCUUGAACCCAUUGGAAAACGCCGUCCUGCUGCGCGAGUGCGGUCUUUCCAAUGUUCCCACCAUCGGUGUUAUCGACACAAAUACCGAGCCCACAUGGGUAACCUAUGCCAUUCCCGCCAACGAUGACAGUCUCCGAUGCCUAGCGGUCAUCGGUAGUGUCCUCGGCCGUGCUGGAGAGGCUGGCCAUAAGCGUCGUCUCGAGGACGCCGAGAAGGGUGUUGUCGAAUGGCAAACACCCUCAGAGAUCGCACGCUUUUUGGCCGUCAAACGGAAGCGGGAAGAGUGGACCGAGCGUGCUAGGAUGGAAGCCACUCAAGAGGCAGCAGCGGCAGCGAGCGCGGAGCAGCAAGGCAAGCUAGCCAUGGACCAAGCCAAGCAGCUCGAGGCCGACGAGUUGCGUCGAGCAUUUAGAGAGUUGGACGAUGAGAAUAUGGACCAACUCCUCAGUGGUGAGACGCGGCAAGAAGGUAGUGGGCCUGGCAGGACAGAGAUGUAAUGCUGUUUCCAGGCUGUGAGCCGUGGGUGUCGGCACGAUGCACACCGCGUAGCUCUGUAUCAUAAAAGACUAAAAUGUACCAUGUGUAUAAUACUACUGUACUUGCACCCAAUUCUCUAAUCACGAUUUGGCCGGAACUUUUCCGCGUCAAAACGCGGAUUACAUGAAUGUCAGUCGAAGCGGCACGGAACUAGUAGUCCAUCCCCAGUCGCUGUAGCGGUCACGUAUAUUCCUG